GCCUAAGGCUGGCAGCCUCAGCCGGAGCCUUGCAUGUUUGCUUUCUGGGGUGGUGGCGCUGUUGACAGUGUUGUUGUAUGGCCAAGGCAGUGGGACCACGACUUUCAACGAAGAAGCGUGCGAAAGGCUAAGAAACUUGGCUGCCAUGGCAUCCGGCGGCCAUGGCAGCAUCACCACCGGCAGCGUCUACCGCAUCCUCUCUGCCGUUGUGCCCCUCUACGUCGCCAUUUGCGCAGGCUACUUCUCUGUUAAGUUCAAGCUUUUCACCCCAGCAGACAUCGCUGGCAUCAACCGCUUUGUGGUGCUCAUCGCGAUCCCUGUCCUUUCCUUCCGCUUCAUAGCUGGCAUCGACCUCUACACAAUCUCGUACAGGCUCAUUCUGGCAGACACUCUCUUCAAGCUGCUGGUCCUUGUUGUGCUGGCGGUCUAUGGCCUGGCGCGGCGCCAGGUGGCAGACCUUGAUUGGCUCAUCACGCUGUGGAUGAUCGCCACCCUCUCAAACACCCUUAUCGUUGGCGUGCCCACUCUGGUGGCCAUGUAUGGCCCUAUGGCGACAGACCUCAUCGGACAGGUUGUCGUAGGGCAGGCUGUUAUCUGGUACCCGGCGCUUAUGAUCCUAUAUGAGAUUCGGGCGUCCCGAAAAGAGGAGAGGCAACAAGUGGCAGAAGAAGGUGCAGAGCUGGAGGCAGGGGCAGAGGUGAAAGUUGCAGACAACGAAGGACAGGGUAGUGGGGAGGCGAGGGCAGCUGAUACCUCUUUAGACAAUGAUGAAGUUAAAUUGGCAGGGGAGCAGGCUGCGGGGGCAAGAUGUAAGAAGCUUUCCAGAGUUGAGAGUCACCCGUGCACUUGCGAGUUGCAGCGGGUGUCUACGGAAGAAGAAAGGAGUUGGCCCUCAGUUGAUCAGAGUCAACAAAAUCCUGCAGAGGAGUUUCGGAUACGUAUCAAAGGGGACACUGCCAGUGACGGGCCUACGCAGACAAGCCCGUCUAGUUCUCCCAACCACCACCAGCCAACCCCUCCAAUAGAAGCUUCUACUAGUAAGUUAGAGCUACAGCAUCUUACCAGCCUCGAACGCCCCCUCCAUCAAGGUGAACCAACCAACUCCCCAACUCGACAACCGAGCGCUGUGCUGAGGGGGCAGCUCUCGCUGGUGGUACGUAACAGGCCGGGGGUCCUCGAAAGGAAGGCCAGUCGAGCAGAACAGGUGGCCCAGUGGAAGCGUACGCUGCGGAUCCUGGGGUGGAAGCUGCGCAAGAGCUUCACAGUGCACGCGGCGAUACUGGGGCUGGUCUACUCGCUUGUGGCAUACAAGUCCGGCUUCGGCCUGCCCCUCAUCGUCCGAAAAUCUUUGGACGUUCUUGCGGACACAGGCAUCGGCAUGACCAUGUUUUCUCUUGGCAUGUUCAUGGGGAGCACCGCUAUCUUCCCCUGCGGUUUCUGCCUGUCCCUAAUGGUUCACGGGCUUCACUUUAUCAUUGGGCCUGCGAUAAUGGGAAUUAUCUCGUUCGUGGUGGGACUUCGGGGGAACAUUCUGCGCGUCGCCAUCAUCCAGGCCGCCCUUCCGCAAGCUAUUGUAUCUUUCUCGUUCGCGAAAGAGUAUGACGCCUAUCCGGAAGUCCUGAGCACCAGCAUCACGUUCGGAACUCUGAUGUCGUUUCCGGUGGCGCUCGCUUACUACGUCGCGCUGGAACACUUCUGAUGACAUGCACCAGUGUCAUCCCCUUUCACAGGUCGAAUCAGGAACCCCUUGUCUACAUCGAAGCAACCGAUCAUAGACACGUCACGAAGCCAAAUUCUUGCACGCGCACAGCUGCUGUUAUGAUAGAGCGAGACGGUUUGAUAUAGGUAGUCUUCUGCAAUCCACGGAGUCCAGCGGGGCCGGGUUGCCAACACGUCAAUGACUAGCGUCAAUACCAUGAACUGAUGCCUUUCAGCGUUCUGUACGCAUUGCAAAGUAUACUCAAAGUAUCAAAGGUAUAAGAUUGGUUGCUCCUUAGAGGCUAGUGAGCUCGAUGUGAAAGGAGUUUUGAACGGGA
Messenger RNA from Klebsormidium nitens, 2036 nucleotides. NCBI's taxonomy places the organism in Eukaryota, Viridiplantae, Streptophyta, Klebsormidiophyceae, Klebsormidiales, Klebsormidiaceae. The record is from the annotation of a GenBank genome assembly.